AUGUCUGGAUCAGCAUCAGCAUCAACCAAUCCAGGCUGGGGCCAGGGCAAGAGUAAGAAUGCGCGCAAAAAGCGCCGACAACGUGAGAAGGCAGCCAUAAAGGAACUCCGUGCGCCGAGAAAAAUUCGAAGAAACCUGAAUCGAGCACUAAACGAAGCGCGGAGAGUCAACAACGUGGCAAAGAGAGCCCUCCUGGAAGCACAGAUGCAAGCGCAGAGAGUUCACGAUGACGCCAGAAUGGCCGGCCACACAACACUAAACGAAGAACAGAUGGCCUGUCAGAGAGCAGUGGAUAAUGCUCAGAGAGCCCAUACCGAAGCAAUGCAGGAAGUUCGCAGAGUCGAACGACAAGCGCACGAAGCAAAUGGUCACGGUCCACCACGAGAUGCUCCAAUUAAGCUGCAAAACAAUCAUGUUGGAAGGCACAGAGCUACCUUUAGCCAACCAAAGAAGGUAGAGAUCAUUGAUCUGACCCAAGAUGACACUUCUGAACAGAUUCAAAGUGCGCCAGGGAUGUUUCAGCCAAAUACACAGCCGUACAGCGGAUUAACACACAGCUUGAAGCAAGAGCCUUUGGCUUUUGACGCUGCUGCACUACAAACAAUGGAACAGAUUGGCUUCAAUUCAGAGUCAUUUCGAGAUUUGCAACAAGGUCUCACCCCACUCAUCAAGCUGGAGCAGCAGACACAAUAUCUUCCCUCAAAAAACGACUCAUCAUCUCUUCAUCGGGCUGGAAUACUCAGUGGUGCGCAAGCUACAAAGCCUGCCACCACUUUUGGGGCACCCUCCAAGCCCCUUCCUGGACUACAACGAGUGGCAUGGACAACAGCAAACCCGGAAGCCAUUGCCAACUUGGGAUUAAUCAAGAAUAAGUCUCUUGAAGACUUGUAUCAAGAGUAUCCCGAGAAACGAUUGCGUGGCAUUGAGCCCGAAACACUGUGCGUUGUGGCCAAUACAGUCCACCAAGUAGCCAAAGAGGCAGCAAACACUUGGCUCAAGUCGGCCUGCCCGGGAACCCGUUGGAAUGACAGCAUUGUCAAUGUUGAAGGACUUUACGACUUCAACGCAUCAGAGCUGGACUACACUAUACUUGACAGAUCCCUGUGCCUGCAAGUUGUCAAGAAGACAGUCAUCUCACAGUUGGGAGGAUUACGGGCCUUUAUACACGAUACCAAGAUCAUGACACCGCUCAAUCUAUUACGUGUCAUUGACCAGUCUGUCGCCAUAUGCCAGAAUGUCAAGGACAAUAAGCGCCGUAUUUUGCUCGAGAAGGCCAAGCAAAAGUUGGAGUGGUUACCCGUGGGCUUGGAUUGCAAGAAACUCGAUAUUCACCGUCGCGCCAAUCAGGGACUCCGAGAGGCGCACACAAGAGUUCAAGGGGAAGAGGAUCUGUCUCUCUACUCGGAGCAUAUGAAGCGUUUCAAUGAAGCCCAUGCAGAAACCCAAGUCUUGGACCGUGCUCUGGUCGAGUUCCAGGAGCAUCGUUUGAUGUAUCUAAUCGAGAUAUUCAGAACGCUCCAGCAGCUUCUGGAGGCAAGCGCCUAA
This is a messenger RNA of Pestalotiopsis fici W106-1, 1545 nucleotides long. RefSeq lists its product as uncharacterized. Bases 1 to 1545 code for a protein of 514 amino acids. The transcript has 3 exons. The record is from RefSeq and is a predicted model, not a curated record. NCBI's taxonomy places the organism in Eukaryota, Fungi, Ascomycota, Sordariomycetes, Amphisphaeriales, Sporocadaceae.